CUUUAAAUGAAGAAUAUUCUUUUCGAUCAAUUCUCUUCAAGUUCUACAAUCCAAUAUAUCCAUAUUAAUAAUCCCCCCAAAAAAUGGUCAGAUUAAGGGCAAAGUACAUCGUUUAAAGUUAUGGUAUGUAAACUGUAGGAUUGUCAAACAAAAUAGAAUAAAGCUGUUCAUGUUGAUAUGACUUAUAUGGAAUGUUAAUUUGAAUCAGCUUAUAUGUUAAGUGAAAUUGUUAAGUUCCCAUGAUUAGAAUAAAUAUGGAUCAGAUAGGGUGAGAGAAAUAAUGGUGCCAUUAUAAUUCGAUCAAACGUUUAGUGGAAGACUAUAUUGUGUAAAAAAUGAUUAGUAAUACAUAUUAAGGUGGGAUGAAUGCAAAGCAAAUGAAUCCUGGAUUGGGGAGAUUAAUAACCAAUAAUAAUAAUGUGUAAAUUACCAACGUAAAUGAUCUAUGUCAAAUGACUGGGGGCCUACUCCAGUUAGACGGGAAUGGUAUAACCAACAACUAACGUAGAAAUUACAUCUCAUAGUCAGCACCUAACGUGGAUUAUCCCUUCGUCGUAUUGAGGUACUAUGGAUGGUACAACACAAAGGACGUUAUUAUGGAAAUAUAUUAGUAAGAAUGAGUAUAGAGUAGAUAGUAAGACCACCACCACAUUGGCCAGUCCAUGGCAUACGAUUAACCGAUGCGCGUUGUUUGUCUUUGACUUUGUUAGGGAUCGAUGACAUGUUCAGUAAUCAGUGACCCAACUGUCGGAUGAGUUGGCUAGGGCUCAGUGACAUUUCACCGUCUCUAUAGUAUACAAAAUUGGUCAAGUGAAAUCAUUUAUCCGUAGGAUUUUAGAUGAACAUUGAUUGGUUGGAAAAAAUAAUUUGAAAACUUGCCGCUAAUAACGCUCUUUUUAGAGAGUAGGAAAUUUUCCUCUUCGAAACUCCUAUAACUUUCUCACGUUUGAAAUCAAUGUUCAUAUAAAGUGUUUUCGUUGAAACCGAGAUUAAAACUAUUAUUAGUUUCUCUGAUAAAAAUAACGUUUUAACACUUUUAUUUAUUCUGCCUCACUGUUAUCAUGUUUAAUAGAAUUAGAAAAUCACAAUUAAUCGACUGUUGAAGAAAAAAUAUUAUAUUUUAUAUGUGGGCAACUAAAUGCGUGGGUGCUAUAACAUACAAACACACGACAACGUUAUGUGCCUUAUCAGUACACGGUACAAGAAGGAGAUUUAAACUAUGUACCAAAGUUACUUAAUUUAGUAGUAGAUAUUAAUGGUAGUAAGGGUAACUAAGAGGAAAAAAUGGCUAAUCGAAUGAGCGAUAUGGGUAUGGAUGUACAGAUCAAUCGUCGAUUGAAUAGUAAAUAUGAUGCAGAGAGUGAAGCUGAAGCCAUCAGUUGGUUAAAUCAAUUAACAAACGAAAAUGUACCAUUUGGCAGAGAAAAUGUUGCAGCUGCUUUGAAAAAUGGACAGAUAUUAAUCAAGUUGAUUAAUGUCGUGUUUGAUGGUACUGCAUCACUUCCAUCGGCUGCAGCUAAAAUGAAAAGACCAUUCAAAGCUAAUACAAUGACCGCUCCCUUUAAACAGAUGGAAAAUAUUCAAACUUUUCUUAAUGCAGCAGUAGCCUAUGGAGUACCCCGAGCUAGUUUAUUUCAAACCGUUGAUUUGUAUGAAUUACGCAAUAUGCCACAAGUUUUAAAUACAUUACUACAACUUGGAACUGAGUGUCAACGUAACAAUUUUAAUGGACCCGUAUGUGGCCCCAAGCCAACUUAUGAAAAUAAACGUGAGUUCACUGAAGAACAACUUAGAGCAUCCGAAGGCAUAAUUGGUUUGCAAGCUGGAACUAAUAAAUGUGCUAGCCAAGCCGGAAUGAGUCAUGGCGGACCUCGACAUAUUACAGAUAUUAAAGUGGAUGCUGCUUCAAAAGAAGGCCAGGGUGUUAUUGGUCUCCAGAUGGGCUCAAACAAAGGUGCUACUCAAGCUGGAAUGAGUCAUGGUGGACCUCGACAUAUCACCGAUAUUAAAGUGGAUGCUGCUUCGAAAGAGGGUCAAGGUGUUAUCGGUCUCCAGAUGGGCUCAAAUAAAGGUGCUACUCAAGCUGGAAUGAGUCAUGGUGGUCAGCGACAUAUUGCAGAUAUCAAAGUUGGUGAUAUGUCAAAAGAAGGUCAGGGUAUAAUCGGUCUUCAGAUGGGUUCGAACAAAGGUGCUAGUCAAGCUGGAAUGAGUCAUGGUGGUCAGAGACAUAUUGCAGAUAUUAAAGUUGGUGAUAUGUCAAAAGAAGGUCAAGGUGUCAUUAGCUUACAAAUGGGCGCAGGUAAAGAUCAAGUGGCUUCACAAUCUGGUAUGAGCUUUGGAGCGCAACGUCAUAUUGUUGAUUCACAUUAAAACAAUCAUCAAUUGCGUCUAAUCUUCAUUUAUUUCAUAAGGCUUUCUGCUUAUUUACAAUUACAUCAUCAGAAUUAUCAUUCCUAUCUUACCCUAUUACUGUUAUCAAUAUGCUUAUCAUUAAGCCCUUUUCAUAUGACCGUCAAAAUUGAUCAUAUUUACGCUUAAUAUGAUAACUAUGAUAGUAAAGAGGAAGUAAAAUGUUCAAAGAGAAUUAAUGCAAUCUUAAAGGGUUAAACAAUAUUUCAUACUAUUUAUUGUAGAAUGAGACAACUAUAGAAUGUUCUUUUGGUGUUUUUUGCUUUUUAACUAUCAAAAUGUUAUUCAUGUAUAAUUAAAUCUUUAUUCCGAUAUUAAAUAAGAAAUAUAAUUUUUCCGCCUUUCACUAUUUAAGUUUAUUGUUUACUAUUUAUUUCAAAAGUAACGCUUCAUUAAGGUUUUCUCUCUCUCUCUCUCUUUCUCUCGAAAAAGUUGUUGCUAUGACACUCUUCAUGAUUUACUUUUACUUUUGAGGUCAGUUUUGAUCCAUAAAAUUGACCAAAAAAUGAUUUUUUUUAUAAUGUAUUUAUUCACAUUGUCAUGGAUCUGUUUUACCACUGCUUCUCUGCUAUCACUAUUAAUAAUAAUAAUAAUAAAAGGUUUGU
Schistosoma guineensis is the source of this 3014-nucleotide messenger RNA. NCBI's taxonomy places the organism in Eukaryota, Metazoa, Platyhelminthes, Trematoda, Strigeidida, Schistosomatidae. The record is from the annotation of a GenBank genome assembly.